Molecule: messenger RNA, 652 nt
Organism: Hydractinia symbiolongicarpus
Lineage: Eukaryota; Metazoa; Cnidaria; Hydrozoa; Anthoathecata; Hydractiniidae
Product: nuclear envelope phosphatase-regulatory subunit 1-like
Exons: 6
Coding region: 83-514 (143 amino acids)
Cellular component (GO): Nem1-Spo7 phosphatase complex; cytoplasm
Source: RefSeq, a predicted model, not a curated record
UCACACUACCCAUGAAAAAUUUCUGAACGCUACAUUUUUUGUCCCAGGCAAAGGGUAUUAAAAAUCAAAACAAAAAAUCAAAAUGGCGGCUGUUGGUGCGUUUGCGUCUAUGGCCCAGGCUGAAGAUUUAAAAGCAUUCGAAAGAAAGCUUGUUGAAUAUAUCAGCUCUCUUGGUCCAACUGCAAACAAAUGGAGAUUGGUUUUAAUUGUCACGUGUUUUGCAACAGCAUCUACUGGCUGGAGCUGGGCACUUGAUCAUCAGACAUCAGAGAUUUCAUUUCUUAGUUCAUUGGUUAAUCAUAGAUUAUUCGCUCUUAAUUUGUGUAUAUUAAUCAUCUUAUUUUUGUUUGGUGCUCAUAAACGCAUAGUUGCACAAAAUAUAAUUUUAGCUAGAUCAAGAAAAAUACUGGAAGAUUUUAACAUGUCGUGUGAUGAUAGAGGUAGAUUAAUUUUAAAACCUCGCCUAUCAAAAGACGUUGACUCGUACCAUAAAAUGUAUCAAGGACAUGGUUGACCUCUAAAAGCUACAGACGAUAAUAAGCAAGACAAAUAUAUGCCUAACCUAUACGUAUAGUGUACGCUUAUGCUGUGGUGAUGCGACACCGUGUAAUUUCAACAUUUAUAUGAAGUGAAUUGAUUUUUUAUUCCAUAA